AUUGUGCAUGUUGUGGACUAUAUUACAAUCAUGAUAGUUUUUGGACAUUAAUUCAGGAGUAUACUCUGGACAGAAAAGAAUUACUACUAAAAUAAUUGGAAAUGUGUUGUAAUAAGUGUCCAUGAAAAUGGACACACCUAAAAAGCUUUGUUACAACUUCAUAAUUUUAGUCACUAUAUUUUUAAUGUAUGCGCCAAUGUCAGAAGUGACAAAAGCUUUACAAGUGGACCGAUGUCCGGAAGUUUUAGGCUAUACCUUUGUAUGAAAUUGACAAAAAUUACAGCCAAUUUAUAUUACUUUCAUCUUUUGUCAGAUAUAAACACUAGCAUAUUUCCAAAUGAGAGAGCAUUUAUGUCAACUGAUAAUGACCCAAUGAGUAGUACUGUGUGUCAAUACACAGAUUCACCGAAAAUUCGCACCUUAAGAAGACAAGGCACCAGUGACGUUUUGCCAAAUGAUGCAUCCUUGUGUGAACCAUGGGACAGUGCCUGUGACGUGGAUGCCGCUUGUUCUUUGCCUGAAGAACUGCAGGGAACAUUGUGGGAAUAUAAUUACACAAAAAUAUCAGACAAUUCAGAACAAUCAACAACUCUCAACAUUGUAACUACAACGAUACAAGAUUCCAUCAGUUUAAAUGCUUUUGGGACAACAUUGGACGAUUGGACUUGCAUCAAUAGUUUAAACAUCUCUAACGCACAGACUGUUUUGGUUUUCAAAAGUGACACAAGCUUUACUAGUAAUCCUUUCGGAGGAAGCAGACGGCUAUAUCUUUGUAUGAAAUUAACAAAAGUAACUGCCGAUUUAUUUUACUUUUAUCUUUUGUCAGAUGUUUUCACUGAUGUUGAUCCGGACGAAAGAGUGUUUGCGCCAGAAGAUAGUAGUGCUCCAAAUGAUAACGAACCAACGUGUAGCACCUUCUGUCAAUACACAGGCUCCCCGAAAAUACGCACAUUGAGAAGACAAGGCACCAAUGACGCAUUGCCAAAUGAUGCUUCCUUGUGUGAACCAUGUGGCAGUGCCUGUGACGUGGCUGAUAAAUGCAACCCAAACCCUUGCCAGAACAAUGGCACUUGUAAUGAUUUGACGGACAGCUUUAACUGCACAUGUGCUCUUGGAUGGUUGGGGGAUAAUUGUACGACAGCGGUGACAUGCGACUACCCGGACACAGUGCCUCAUACCACGAAUGUAACAAGCGGGAACGGACUAGAUGAUACCAUAACGUUGUCUUGUUCUGUAGGAUAUAACAAAAAUUCUGGAGAUGCAGUGCUUACUUGUAAAUCUGAUAGUAAUUGGGAAGGAUCUCCAAUUAUCUGUUUGCCAGUGACAUGUCCGAAUCCUUCAGCAGUUGUCUCUGCCACAAUAUUGGUACAGACUGGUUCAAAUUAUCUUGACACAAUAGAAUACAAGUGCAACACUGGCUAUGAACUAUCUUCUGGUAAUUUGGUACGGACGUGUAAGGAGGGUAAACACUGGGAUGGAAAACCUCCUGUGUGUAAUGCCGCUUGUUCUUUGCCUGAAGAACUGCAGGGAACAUUGUGGGAAUAUAAUUACACAAAAGUUUCAGACAAAUCAGAACAAUCAACAACUCUCAACAUCGCAACUACAACGAUGCAAACUUCCAUCAGUUUAGACAUUUAUGGGACAAAAAUAGACCGUUGGACUUGCAUCAAUAGUUUAAACAUCUCUAACGCGCAUGAUGUUGUGGUUUUCAAAAGUGACAAAAGUUUUAUUAGUGAAAUUUUCGGAGCAAUCAGAUGGCUUUACCUUUGUAUGAAAUUAACAAAAGUAUCCGCUGAUUUAUUUUACUUUUAUCUUUUGUCAGAUGUUUUCAUUGGUGUUGAUCCGAACGAAAGAGUGUUUGCGCCAGAAUAUGGUACUCCAAAUGAUAACGAACCAACGUGUAGCACCUUCUGUCAAUACACAGGCUCCCCGAAAAUACGCACAUUGAGAAGACAAGGUACCAAUGACGCAUUGCCAAAUGAUGCUUCCUUGUGUGAACCAUGUGGCAGUGCCUGUGACGUGGCGGUGACAUGUGACUACCCGGACACAGUGCCUCAUACAACGAAUGUAACAAGCGGGAACGAACUAGAUGAUACCAUAACGUUGUCUUGUUCUGUAGGAUAUAACAAAAAUUCUGGAGAUGCAGUGCUUACUUGUAAAUCUGAUGGUAAUUGGGAAGGAUCUCCAAUUAUCUGUUUGCCAGUGACAUGUCCGAAUCCUUCUGCAGUUGUCUCUGCCACAAUAUUGGUACAGACUGGUUCAAAUUAUCUUGACACAAUAACAUACAAGUGCAACACUGGCUAUGAAAUAUCUUCUGGUAAUUUGGUACGGACGUGUAAGGAGGAUAAAACCUGGGAUGGAAACCCUCCUGUGUGUAAUGCCGCUUGUUCUUUGCCUGAAGAACUGCAGGGAACAUUGUGGGAAUAUAAUUAUACAAAAGUUUCAGACAAAUCAGAACAAUCAACAACUCUCAACAUCGCAACUACAACGAUGCAAACUUCCAUCAGUUUAGACAUUUAUGGGACAAAAAUAGACCGUUGGACUUGCAUCAAUAGUUUAAACAUCUCUAACGCGCAGGAUGUUGUGGUUUUCAAAAGUGACAAAAGUUUUACUAGUGAACUUUACGGAGGAAUCAGCUGGCUUUACCUUUGUAUGAAAUUAACAAAAGUAUCCGCCGAUUUAUUUUACUUUUAUCUUUUGUCAGAUGUUUCCAUUGGUGUUGAUCCGAACGAAAGAGUGUUUGCGCCAGAAUAUAGUGCUCCAAAUGAUAACGAACCAACGUGUAGCAAUUUCUGUCAAUACACAGGCUCCCCGAAAAUACGCACAUUGAGAAGACAAGGCACCAAUGACGCAUUGCCAAAUGAUGCUUCCUUGUGUGAACCAUGUGGCAGUGCCUGUGACGUGGUGCCAGUGACAUGUCCGAAUCCUUCUGCAGUUGUCUCUGCCACAAUAUUGGUACAGACUGGUUCAAAUUAUCUUGACACAAUAACAUACAAGUGCAACACUGGCUAUGAACUAUCUUCUGGUAAUUUGGUACGGACGUGUAAGGAGGGUAAAACCUGGGAUGGAAACCCUCCUGUGUGUACAAAAGUCACGUGUUCAAGUCCUUCUGCAGUUGCCUUUGCUACAAUAUCUGUACAGACAGGUUCAAAGUAUCUGGAUACGAUAACCUACACAUGUAACACAGGUUAUGAACUUGCAUCUGGUAAUUUGGUUCGAAUCUGUAAAGCAGAUAAAAUUUGGAAUGAUAGUCCCGUUUGCUCAAAAGUUACUUGUCCAAAUCCUUCUGCUGCUUCAUUUGCCUCAGUAUCAGUACAGACGGGUUCAAAGUAUCUUGAUACGAUAACAUACACAUGUAACACAGGUUAUGAACUCGCAUCUGGUAAUUUGGUUCGGAAGUGCAAGGAGGGUAAAAAUUGGGAUGGAAGCCCUCCACUUUGUACAAAAGUUACCUGUCCAAGUCUUGCACCGGUGGUCUUUACGACGAUAUAUUCACAAACUGGUGCGAAGUAUCUGGAUACAUUAACAUAUACAUGUAACACUGGCUUUGAACUAACAUCUGGUAAUUUGGUUCGCACGUGUAAGGAAAAUAAAAAUUGGAGUGGAAAGCCCCCAGUUUGCACAAUUACAUGCCCAGAUCCUGGCGUGAGUGAUCAUGUUACAAGGCAAUUGAAGGGAAAUAAUCCUACUGAAACCGUAGUGUAUAACUGUGAUUCCGGAUACGAUUAUUUCUCUGGCGAUGAAACAAGAGUAUGUGGGAACAAUGGUCAAUGGUCUGGCGGAAAGCUAGUAUGCAAAGCAUACCCAGCAAUGUCAAAUGAACAGAGUAAUUCUAUUAUUGCGGGAACUAUCAGUGGAGUAUUUCUCAUACUUGCAAUAAUUGUAAUUUGCUUAUAUUGUUGCUGUAUAGUGCGAAAACAGAAAAAGUAAAACAAUGAAAAACAGAAAGAAUUAAUUACCGAAAGAGAUGCACAGCUUUUCGAGACAAUACACUAUAUAUCAUCAACGCUACAAACAAGUUUACUAUUUGCUUUAACUUUAUUCAAGGGGCAGCCAGGGUAAUAGGAUACUCGGGAAAAAAAUUGUGUUCGAAAAAAUAAGUUGAGCGGAAAAAAAUGAAAUGGAACGAUUAUUCAUCCGCCACAAAUUAAAGAUAUCAGGAUAAAUGAUAAGAGAAAGAAAAGAAGUGAAAGACGUAAAGGAAUAUGAUACUUAUGUUGAAGAUUGUACAUCCAAUGCCAUUUCUCUUAUCAUAUAGUGCUUGAAUUUAGUGCUGCUGCAUUAUUGUGCUUUUUAUAGCUUUUCCUAUUCUCAUAGUUGUUUAUUAUCAUUAUCAUUUCAAAUGUUUCAUAAAGAAAUACAUAUUUACUAAAUUUAUCGUAAAACAAUCAGUUUAAAAUUAUUUUCUAGCAGAUUAAUUCUCAAAUAGAAUUCAAUUCAAGUUUAUACUGCAAUUACUCAAUUUUUAUACUUUGCGGUCGUAUAUUGGUUUCACGUCGUCGUCGUCGUCGUCCGAAGACAUUUGGUUUACGGACAAUAACUUAAGUAUUAGUAAAUAGAAAUCUAUGAAAUUUAAACAUAAGGUUUAAAACCACAAGAGGAAGGUUGGGAUUGAUUUUGGGGGUUAUGAUCCCAACAGUUUAGGAAUUAGGGGCCAAAAAGGGGCCCAAAUAAGCAUCUUCCUAUAUCUAUUUUUCUAGUUUCAUGACAAUAACUUGUAAAACAGUUUAUGGAUCUCUCUGAAAUUAUACCACAAGUUUCCAUACCACAAAAGGAUGGUUAGGAUUGGCUUUGGGGGGUUAUGGCUCAAACCGUUUAGGAAUUAGAGGCAAAAAAGUGAGAAAAAACAAGGGUGUCCUGGUUAAUGGACAAUUACUUAAGUACACAUUACAGUGUAAGGGAGGUAAUUCAAACACAACUUUGAAUUAUCUCCCUUACACUGCUUUUAAAUUAUGUAUAAAGAAUUUUUGUAUUGUCUUGAGGUGAUAACUGUCAAUUCAUUUUUUAAAAAAGGGGGAGGGGGUCAAUUCGCAACAGUAUAGUGUAUUGCACAAAGCAAAAAAUUGAAUAUAAAUUCAAAUCAUAUAACCAAUUCUAAGUUCUUUGACUACAGUUAUUCUGUGUCAGAAACCUAUUAUGUGUCAAAUAGUAUUACAAUCCAAAUUCAGACCUGUAUCAAGCGCGAAUAUUGUGUCCAUUUUUGCCCCAAAUGUUCAGGGUUGGACCUCUGCGGUCGUAUCAAGCUGCGCUCGGCGAAGCAAUUUAUUUAUACUGCAACAACCCAAUUUAUGCAGUCUCUGUAAUUGUAUUGAUUGUAAAAACGUAUGUGAUAUACAGUAAUAAUUCACUGCAUAAACGUGAACAAUAUGUUUCAAUUAAUAUAAAAUAAAAAUAUGUGGUAUGAU
This is a messenger RNA of Mytilus californianus (California mussel), 5405 nucleotides long. RefSeq names its product sushi, von Willebrand factor type A, EGF and pentraxin domain-containing protein 1-like. Lineage: Eukaryota; Metazoa; Mollusca; Bivalvia; Mytilida; Mytilidae. The coding region runs from base 232 to 3930 and encodes 1232 amino acids. Gene Ontology annotation, molecular function: calcium ion binding. The record is from RefSeq and is a predicted model, not a curated record. The transcript is spliced from 27 exons.